CGGGCCCCACUGGCCGCGACGGAGGGGGCCACACCGGCUGUCGCCGCUUCGUCAUAAUUUAUAUCCCCGCACGGACCGGGAAGGAAUCAGCUCGGCGACGCCUCUCUUCUCGUCUUCGCUUCUAUGGAGGAAGUGGAGCUCCCGAGUCGCCUGGCGAUCUUGCCCUUCAGGAACAAGGUUCUCUUGCCCGGAGCGAUCAUCCGGAUCCGCUGCACUUCUCCAAGCAGUGUGAAACUGGUAGAGCAAGAGCUGUGGCAGAAGGAGGAUAAGGGUUUGAUCGGUGUUCUUCCAGUUAGGGACGCUGAGGCUGCGACUGUGGGUUCACUGAUAGCUCCAGGAAUGGGCAGCGAUUCCGAGGAGCGCGGGCUGAAAGGAUCUGCUGAUGCUGUGGGAGAUUCUCAGAAGCAGGAUGGGAAGAACCCACAGGAACUUAUUCAUUGGCAUAACAGGGGUGUUGCUGCUAGAGCUCUGCAGCUCUCUAGGGGAGUUGAAAAACCAAGUGGCAGGGUCACAUACAUUGUUGUUCUUGAGGGGUUAUGUAGGUUUAGUGUUCAGGAACUCAGUGCAAGAGGAACCUAUUAUGUUGCACGUAUCAACCGCCUUGAUUUAACAAAAUCUGAGCUGGAGCAAGCUGAACAAGAUCAAGAUCUUAUUUUGCUGUCUCGCCAAUUUAAAGCUGCUGCAAUGGAGUUAAUUUCUAUUCUUGAGCAGAAGCAGAAAACUGCUGGUAGGACAAAGGUUCUUCUUGAGACAGUUCCAGUGCAUAGGUUGGCAGACAUUUUUGUUGCCAGCUUUGAAAUAAGCUUCGAGGAGCAAUUGUCAAUGCUGGAUUCAGUUGAUUUGAAAGUUCGGAUCACAAAGGCCACUGAACUAGUUGACAGACACUUGCAGUCAAUUCGUGUUGCAGAAAAGAUAACUCAAAAGGUAGAGGGCCAGUUAUCAAAGUCACAGAAAGAAUUUCUUCUCAGACAGCAGAUGAGAGCUAUUAAGGAGGAGCUUGGUGACAAUGAUGAUGAUGAAGAUGAUUUGGCUGCCUUGGAGAGAAAAAUGCAGAGUGCUGGAAUGCCUCCUAAUGUAUGGAAGCAUGCUCAAAGAGAACUGAGGCGUCUGAGAAAAAUGCAGCCUCAGCAGCCCGGAUAUAGUAGCUCACGUGGAUACUUAGAACUUUUGGCCGAUCUUCCUUGGCAGAAUGUUAGUGAAGAACCUGAACUUGACUUAAAAGCUGCCAAAGAGAGUCUUGACCGUGAUCACUAUGGGUUAGUUAAAGUUAAGCAACGGAUAAUUGAGUAUCUUGCUGUUAGAAAGCUUAAACCAGAUGCCCGAGGCCCUAUCCUUUGUUUUGUUGGGCCGCCUGGAGUUGGAAAGACGUCAUUAGCAUCAUCAAUUGCUACUGCUCUAAAUAGAAAAUUUGUACGGAUAUCUCUUGGUGGUGUCAAGGAUGAGGCAGAUAUCAGAGGUCACCGGAGGACAUACAUUGGAAGCAUGCCAGGGCGCCUUAUUGAUGGAUUGAAGAGAGUUGCUGUUAGCAAUCCAGUAAUGCUGCUUGAUGAAAUUGAUAAAACCGGUUCUGACGUUCGGGGAGAUCCAGCAUCAGCAUUGUUGGAAGUUCUUGAUCCUGAGCAGAACAAAACUUUCAAUGAUCAUUAUUUGAAUGUUCCCUUCGACCUAUCAAAAAUUAUUUUUGUUGCAACUGCAAAUAGAGUUCAACCCAUUCCCCCGCCACUUUUAGAUCGAAUGGAAGUCAUUGAACUUCCUGGCUAUACACCUGAAGAAAAGCUAAAGAUAGCAAUGAAGCAUCUUAUACCACGUGUGUUAGAGCAGCAUGGAUUAAGCUCUGAAUUUCUUCAAAUACCUGAGGAUAUGGUCAAGAUAAUAAUUCAGAGAUACACUAGAGAAGCUGGUGUACGUAACCUGGAAAGGAACUUAUCUGCUCUGGCUCGUGCAGCUGCGGUUAUGGUUGCAGAGCAGGAUUGUAACAUUCAGUUUAGCAAAGAUGUGCAGCCAAUGACAACUUCUUUACUCGACUCAAGACUUGCUGACGGUGCUGAAGUUGAAAUGGAAGUUAUUCCUAUGAAUGACAAUAGACCAGAGAUAUCUAAUGCUUUCGCAAGUGCCUCAGUGCUGGUGGUAGACGAAUCUAUGCUGGAAAAAGUGCUUGGGCCUCCCAGAUAUGAUGACAGUGAAACCGCAGAACGAGUAGCUACUCCAGGAGUAUCUGUUGGGCUUGUUUGGACAUCCUUCGGUGGAGAGGUUCAAUUUGUUGAAGCCACAGCAAUGGUGGGCAAGGGCGACUUGCAUCUUACAGGACAACUUGGUGAUGUUAUUAAAGAAUCAGCUCAAAUAGCUCUUACAUGGGUGAGGGCGAGAGCAGCAAAUCUUAAGCUGUCCACUGCAGGCGAAAUCAAUAUUUUAGAAAAUCAAGAUAUUCAUAUCCAUUUUCCCGCUGGUGCUGUGCCCAAGGAUGGACCUUCGGCCGGAGUUACUUUAGUGACUUCAUUAGUCUCACUGUUUAGUCAAAGAAAAGUUAGAGCAGAUACUGCAAUGACUGGUGAGAUGACACUCAGAGGUCUUGUAUUACCUGUGGGUGGUAUCAAGGAUAAGGUAUUGGCCGCGCAUCGUUAUGGCAUCAAACGAGUUAUAUUGCCUGAACGAAAUCUGAAGGAUUUGACUGAAAUUCCAUCCCAAAUUCUUUCCAGCAUGGAGAUAUUGCUCGUGAAGCGAAUAGAGGAUGUGCUGGAGCAUGCAUUUGAAGGUGGAUUCCCUUGGAGACGACAUUCAAAGUUAUAGCAUCACAUGCAUCUUCCAUUGCCAAGCACACGAUGAUCGAUAUGCAUCCCAGACCUACGGUGGAGACACAAACACACAUGCGAUAGGUAAAUACAAAUCACCUGGAUUAACUACUAGUAAAUGUACAAACUGAAGGUCAUGUUCCAGGUCCAACACUAAGUCACAGAGUAACUCUAAUCCUGUAUCACUAUUUUAUUUAUACCCAAAUGCUACUUUGCGGUGUGUGACGGAGAUCAAUAUGACUUUGUAAAUGAUAAUAUUUGAACUGAGCUUGCCUUCUAAA
Messenger RNA from Zingiber officinale, 3070 nucleotides. RefSeq names its product lon protease homolog 2, peroxisomal. Lineage: Eukaryota; Viridiplantae; Streptophyta; Magnoliopsida; Zingiberales; Zingiberaceae. The transcript has 17 exons. The record is from RefSeq and is a predicted model, not a curated record. The coding region runs from base 124 to 2787 and encodes 887 amino acids. Gene Ontology annotation, molecular function: ATP-dependent peptidase activity; serine-type endopeptidase activity; ATP binding. Gene Ontology annotation, biological process: protein catabolic process; protein processing; protein targeting to peroxisome. Gene Ontology annotation, cellular component: peroxisomal matrix.